This is a messenger RNA of Baudoinia panamericana UAMH 10762, 490 nucleotides long. RefSeq lists its product as uncharacterized. The transcript has a single exon. The record is from RefSeq and is a predicted model, not a curated record. NCBI's taxonomy places the organism in Eukaryota, Fungi, Ascomycota, Dothideomycetes, Mycosphaerellales, Teratosphaeriaceae. The coding region runs from base 91 to 423 and encodes 110 amino acids.
GAAAGAGGGCUGGAGUCGCCGUGGGGUUGGCGCUACGAACUGCCAGGUCUCUCACCUGCGGCGCAACGCCCCGAGGCUUCCUGGCGCAAGAUGUAUCUCACUCAGCCGCCACUCGGCUUUUUGGAUUCUCCAUACCUUGGGGAUCACGAACGACCCAAGGGUCGAAAGCGUGCGGUCUUCACUCAACAAAAGAUCGGCAAGCCGAUCUUUAUGGGCUCUUGGCAAGACAACUGCAUCAGAGACCGCAUUGAGUGGCCGCUGGUUUACGGAGGCGACAGACUUAGGCGUUGGACCUCUGGACAGGACCUUGACCAAAUCGCAACGAGCGAGUCACUCGAGAAGUUCAUGUCCCGGACGGCUGCUUGCCACGAGCCAUAUCCUGCCGACGCUGAGUUUCCACGGCCUCUAGGCUUCGGCUUUUAGGGUCAGGAGGACGAAGGAGACCUGGAGGUCCGAAACGGUGAACCCAAUUGUCACUCGCUCUCGACCU